Molecule: messenger RNA, 1630 nt
Organism: Arabidopsis arenosa
Lineage: Eukaryota; Viridiplantae; Streptophyta; Magnoliopsida; Brassicales; Brassicaceae
Source: the annotation of a GenBank genome assembly
AAAUGAAGUGGGCACAAUCGUUGACGCUUCAGUUGUAUUUUUACUUGCCAAAGUUGCCGUCUUUUUGAAAGAGUUUGCUAGUGAAAUCGAUGAAUCACGGCGAAGCUUGGAGCUCUGGUGGCCGUAGGGGUUCUCGGGGCCGUUCUCGGGGCCGUUCUCAGCCAUCUGGGCAAUGGGUUCCGGUUACAGUUGAUAAGUCUUUGGAUGAAUCUUCUGGUAAUAGAGGUAGAGGAUCUCGAGGGAGAGGAGGAAGUAGAACAUCAUGCUCUCCUAGAAAUAGUUAUGGGCGUGGCAACGAUGAACACAGUCCAGUGCAAGUGUACGUUAAGAAGUCCAAUGUGGGAUUUGUGGAAAAGGGAGUUCAACAGAAUAGAAAGUCCCAAGAGUAUAUAAUAGGUUCUACUAAGCAGCCUGAUGAUGGUGUUGCUACUUUGAACUCUUCUGGAGAUAACAAGGAUCUUUUGCAAUCAUCUACUUCUUCUAGCUCAAAGAGCACACAUUUCAGUGGAGGUUCGUUUGUCUCUAGCGAAUGUGAGGACAAGGGUGUCAAGGAUGGUGCUAAAAUGCAUUGUGAUCUUGUGAAUAGGAUGAAAGAUGUUACGUUGUUUUGCCAGGAGUCUGUGUCUCCUACAAGUGAUAAGAAACUUGAGCUUUCUAGUGUUGAGGAUCAUAAGAGUGCUCAAAAGGCUGGUGGGGCAGAGAACUCUUCAAAUGAAAGCAACUCAAGUCCUUUUGAUAUCUUCCUACAGAAGAAGGGGGUAGUACUAAAACCCUCCAUUCGGGAUCUGAACAGAGAAAAGAAGAAAGCAGCUAAGGGGUACACUGGAAUUGUUAUUAGACCUGGAAUGGUACUUCUCAAGAACUAUUUGUCAAUAAAUGAUCAAGUAAUGAUUGUGAACAAAUGCCGUCAGCUUGGUUUGGGUGAAGGGGGCUUCUAUCAACCAGGUUACAGGGAUGAAGCGAAAUUGCAUUUGAAAAUGAUGUGCCUUGGGAAAAACUGGGAUCCUGAAACAUGUCGAUAUGGAGAAAUCCGACCGAUUGAUGGUUCUACUCCGCCAAAAAUUCCUGCUGAGUUCAAUCAGUUUGUUGAGAAAGCAGUUAAAGAAUCACAGUCCCUAGCGGCCUCAAAUUCUAAGGAGACAAAGGGAGUAGAUGGAAUACCAUUUAUGUUACCUGACAUCUGUAUUGUUAACUUCUACACUUCCACCGGGAGACUUGGUCUCCAUCAGGACAAAGAUGAGAGCGAAAAUUCCAUCCGGAAGGGAUUACCUGUUGUUUCAUUUUCUAUUGGAGAUUCAGCCGAGUUCUUGUAUGGUGAUCAGAGGGAUGAAGACAAGGCAGAAACGUUAAUCUUGGAGUCCGGAGAUGUUCUACUAUUUGGUGGCAAAUCCAGAAGUGUCUUUCAUGGCGUGAGAUCAAUUCGUAAAGAUACUGCCCCCAAGGCUCUUAGUCAGGAAACAAGUCUCCGACCAGGUCGUCUGAAUUUGACUUUUAGGCAGUAUUAGCCCAAAGCUAGGAACUUUGGUAAUGCAUCUAGAGCUGUUUUGAAGUGCCUUAACAUGUACAAAUUGUAGGCUCUUCACCUGCUUUUUAUAUCUUUUGGUAAUUAGAAGAAAACAAAUCUUUGCAG